GCUGAUUCUGUGUGUUUUGACACCAGUGUCGAGCAGGACCUCCGGAGAGAAAACGGAGAGUGAACCGGGUCGUGUUGUAUCAUCUCUCCGGUCCCGUUUUCCAUCAGUUCUUUUGGUUUUGACAGUAGUUUUAGUUUUAACUCAUCUGUUCGCUUCGUCUGGACCAACGACAGACACAAACAUGGAGAUAGAGAGAGAAGUAAAGAAGAUGACCCUCGGGCACGAGUUUGGCGCCGGAGCGGCCUGUUUGAAGUGCAAGGACAAGUGCGAAGGCUUCGAGCUGCAUUUCUGGAGAAAAAUCUGCCGAAACUGUAAAUGUGGCCUCCAGGAGCACAACGUGCAGAUGAACUCGGAGGAGAACAAGAAGGUAGGCAAGCUGUUCGAGGACACCAAGUACACCGGCCUCAUCGCCAAGCUGAAGACGGACGGCAUCCCCAGCUACAAGGGCAACAUGGUGACCAUCUCUCUGCCCAGCUCUGGUACCGCUUACAUUGUACCACCGAGUGCUUCUUCUUCCACUGUGGUGCCUCCGUUUGGCACAGCUGGUUCUGUGCAGCCUGCCGGUUCUGUGCAGCGUGGUGGUUCAGUGCAGCCUCCUGGUUCUGUGCAGCCUGCCGGUUCUGUGCAUCCUGCUGGUUCUGUGCAUCCUGCUGGAGCCGCUGCAGGUUCAGCACCCGGCAGCGCUCAGGGUCGGGCUCCCCCUCGGCCUCCGGUUCGGGCUCCGGGUCAGCCUCUACCAGCCGGCGUCACACCUGUCAAGGUGAACAAAGGGCCGGUUGCUGUCAGCGCCACACCAGCCAAUUUGGUACCAGUCACCCAAGAUGUGCCAAUGAAGACUGUCACCUAUGACUGGGCACCACCAGUAGCCAAUAAGUAUCUGGCGGUGCGUUACAUCGAGCUGCUCCCGCCAGAGAAACGUCCGGUGGCCGGUUCGGAGGGAGCUGUUUACCGUAGGCAGCAGAUGGCCCGCCAGCUGCCCGAGCACGACCAGGACCCGUCCAUGUGCCACGAGCUGAGCCCCGCCGAGGUCAAGCAGAUGCAGCAGUUCGUCCGCAAGUACAAGGACGAGGCCCUGGGGGUCGGAGAUGUUAUGCUGCCGGAAGAGAUGGCUCUGGUUCAGGCAGGACGGCAGGGAGGAGUUGGUGUCGGGGCUGGAGGUGCGCCCGGUGCUGGAGGGGCAGGAGGGGCAGGGUUCGGACCGGGAGUUGGCGGGGCCAGGGCUGGUGCUGGUGCUGGUUCUGGUUCUGGGCCAGGAGCUGCAGGCCCUGGUGUUGGCGAUUAUGGGCCAGGGUAUGCAGGCACUGGUGUUGGGCCUAUGGCUGGGGCUGGAGCUGGUGCUGGUUUUGGACCUGGAGCAGGGGGUAGAGGAGCUGGAGCUGGUGCUGGCUUUGGACCUGGAGCAGGGGGUAGAGGAGCUGGAGCUGGUGGUGCUGGACCACUUUCAGGGCCUGGGACUGGACCGUCUGCUGGCUUUGGGCCAGCUGGAGGAGCCAUGGGUACCACUGCCACUGCUGGAGCCAUGGGCGUCCCUGGAGCCAUGGGCGUCCCUGGAGCCAUGGGCGUCCCUGGAGCUCAGCAAACUGGACUACCAGAUCAGGCCUUUUCAUGCUGUCACUGCCAGCAGCCGAUGCGUCGUGGCGAGCCAGCAGUCUAUGCGGAGCGGGCCGGCUACGACAAGAUGUGGCACCCAGCAUGCUUUGUGUGUUGCACCUGCAGCGAGCUACUGGUGGACAUGAUCUACUUCUGGAAGAAAGGCAAGCUGUACUGUGGACGCCACUAUGGAGACAGCGAGAAGCCGCGCUGCGGAGGCUGUGAUGAGCUGAUCUUCUGUAAUGAGUACACUCAGGCUGAGAACCAAAACUGGCAUCUGAAGCACUUCUGCUGUUUUGAAUGUGACUGCAUCCUCGCCGGAGAGACGUAUGUCAUGGAGAACGACAAGCCUGUCUGCCAGCCGUGCUACAUGAAGAGCUACGCUGUGAAAUGCACAGCCUGCCAGAAUCCGGUGGAGCCCGAGGCCCAGAGGGUUUCCUACGGCGAGCACCACUGGCACGCCGAGCCGGAGUGCUUCAAGUGCGCCGGCUGCUCCAAGUGCCUGGUCGGCCAGCGCUUCAUGGCGGUGCAGGGCUUCCUCUUCUGCUCUGUGGAGUGCAAGAAGAAAACCAUGGCUUAGAGGGGCCAAAACAACUUCCUCCAUCUUCUCCACAACCACUUGUGAAACCAGGAUGGGUUCGGCUCAUACUGGAACCAGAGCAGGGAAAACAAACACUGGUGCAGCUGGAUUGUGGUUGUGUUGACAUAUAGAGUGCCUUGAUACCUCUAAUAUAGAGACGUAUGAUAAUAGCGGGUGCUCCUUUCUUUCUGUCCAUCACAGAAUCAGAUCACAGUAUUGAUAAAAAUCCGUCUCCUUCCAGUUUAUCUGCCUUAAAAUCAGUCGUCUUCUUUCAACACUUUCUUUCUUGCACUGUGUUUUCUUACUGAUGAGAUUAAUUUUGUAUCGGUCAGAGGUGGCUAAGCAGUUUGUUUUUUUAUGUUAAACCUGUGUCUUUAAUGGUAUUAGUGCCGUUCUACUCCUAUAGAACCUACUGUUGAUUUAAUAUGCCACCUUUUACUACUUCCUUCUUUCAAAAAACUACUGAUACUCUCCUGUAUGCAGCAAUAUGACGAGCAAUAUUAGCCAUGAGGUUUGGGGUCGCUUUGCUUCCAGUGCACUGUUUUCCAGAAAUGAAAUAAUAAUAAUAAUAGUGACACACCUGUAGUCUGCAGCAUGAAAUUCAACUUCAAGUGGGAAUUUCAGUGAGAGAUUCGGAAGUAAAU
Molecule: messenger RNA, 2814 nt
Organism: Sebastes umbrosus (honeycomb rockfish)
Lineage: Eukaryota; Metazoa; Chordata; Actinopteri; Perciformes; Sebastidae
Gene: tes
Product: testis derived transcript (3 LIM domains)
Exons: 7
Coding region: 182-2170 (662 amino acids)
Molecular function (GO): zinc ion binding
Source: RefSeq, a predicted model, not a curated record